Pseudophryne corroboree (corroboree frog) is the source of this 3814-nucleotide messenger RNA. It is a transcript of the gene LMAN2L, whose product is annotated as lectin, mannose binding 2 like. The record is from RefSeq and is a predicted model, not a curated record. Gene Ontology annotation, biological process: endoplasmic reticulum to Golgi vesicle-mediated transport. Gene Ontology annotation, molecular function: D-mannose binding. Bases 153 to 1364 code for a protein of 403 amino acids. The transcript has 9 exons. NCBI's taxonomy places the organism in Eukaryota, Metazoa, Chordata, Amphibia, Anura, Myobatrachidae. Gene Ontology annotation, cellular component: endoplasmic reticulum-Golgi intermediate compartment; COPII-coated ER to Golgi transport vesicle; Golgi membrane.
CCUCCCCCUUACGGAAAAGGUCCCUUAGCCCACUUGAUUCUAGCAUCUACCCUCACAGACUGUAAGCUCUAAAGACCAAAGCAAACUCCCCACAGAGCAGCUGUCAGUAAACAUUACAACUCUAUGUAACCCGGGUAACCGGGGGUCUCCUCAUGCAGCCAAUCAGAGCGCGACGUUUACAGCACAAUGCCCUAUUCUCCUUCCAUUGGCUACCCGCUGGCCAAUGGCAGUACUCCAUGCCCAGAGAGCGUCCAGUCGGCGUGCCGCGGCUUCUGCGUCUGAUUGGCUGGCCCGGGAUCAGAGACGGGAGUAGUAAGAUGGCGGGCGCGGCGGUGCGGGUUGCUCGCCCCUGGGGCCGGCGGGGGCUUUUGUGCGUUAUUCUGCUCCAUCUGCUAGCGGUGCUGCCGGGCACUGGGGCCGCCGAUCAGACGGAGGAGUAUCUGAAGAGGGAGCACUCGCUGAGUAAGCCGUACCAAGGAGUGGGUUCCUCCUCCUCAUCAUUAUGGGAUCUGAUGGGCAAUGUGCUUGUUACUCCUCAGUACAUACGUCUGACACCAGACAUGCAGAGUAAACAGGGAGCUGUCUGGAACCGUAUGCCAUGUUAUGUCAGAGACUGGGAGCUACAAGUUCAUUUCAAAGUCCAUGGACAGGGCAAGAAAAACCUGAACGGGGACGGCUUUGCCAUCUGGUAUACCAAGGAUCGAAUGCAGCAAGGUCCUGUGUUUGGGAGUAAGGACAGUUUUAUUGGUCUCGGCGUGUUUGUGGAUACAUACCCAAAUGAGGAGAAACAGCAUGAGAAGAAAAGGUACUCCGCAGGGAACCAGCGCGUAUUUCCUUAUGUGUCUGCUAUGGUGAGCAACGGGUCUUUGACAUACGAUCAUAGCCGGGAUGGGCGUCCUACAGAGCUGGGAGGAUGCACAGCCAUGGUGAGGAACCUCAACCAUGACACUUUUCUUGUCAUCCGCUAUGUCAAGCGCAGACUCACGAUCAUGAUUGAUAUUGAUGGAAAACAAGAAUGGAGGGACUGCUUGGAUGUACCUGGUGUGCGCCUGCCCCGUGGAUAUUACUUUGGGACUUCUGCAGUAACCGGAGAUCUGACAGACAACCAUGACAUAAUCUCGCUGAAACUGUACCAGAUCAGUGUGGAGCGCUCCCCUGGAGAGGAGAAGAUGGACAAAGAGGUUUUCAUACCAAGUGUGGACAACAUGAAACUACCAGGAGUGGAUGAUCCUGCGGAGUCCAUGAGUGGUUUUGCACUGUUCCUCAUUGUCUUCUUCACGUUAUUUGGAUUAAUCUUUGCUGGUGUCAUAUUGCUCAUCGUGUACAACAAGUGGCAGGAAAGAAGCCGUAAGCAUUUCUACUGACAAUGUAGUGAUACUCGCCAGUUACUGAGUCUCGGCGCACUGCUAGGACUUGCAAACCGAUGGAUGGAUGGAUGGGUGGAGAGUCAUUCUGUGAAUGGGUCAGAAUACGAGUCCUUCCAGCUUGGGGCAAGAAAAGGUUUUGUUUUAAACACUGUGUUUUUUUUUUUUUUUUUUGUAAGCUGCUACUGAAGACUUCUAUCUGUAUAAGAUUCUAAGUUCUCAUAUUUAUAUCUGUUUGACGUGUGUCUGUCACAUAGACACGGAGGAGAUGAGCGGUCAGUUUGAUCAUCUGUUAUAAGAAUGCAACCUAUCAUCCACUACUCACUACGGACGUCACUCAUGCCUGUAGUUCAUCAUCCCAUUAUGUCUGGCUGCAGUCUUGUGUAGGGGGGCGGGUGCCUGCCUCCAGUUUUGUGUAGGGGGGCGGGUGCCUGCCUAAUUUCUAUUUUAAUACUGGUUUCCUUGUGCUGUUUAACAAACUCAUCCUUGCUCAACAAACAUGAAUUUAGGUGGUUGUGGUUUUUUUUUUUUUAAUUGCCUGAAGAAGAUAAAAAAAAAAGCUGCAUCUUCCCAAAGACUAUCCCGGCAUGUACAGCGGUGCCGAGUGUCAUAUGCCUGUGUAGCUCUAUUAUUUGUUUUACAAAACCUAGGUAGUGUGAGUUUAUAUAAUAGCAUUGUUUUGUCAUAAAUGCAUCUGUGUGAUGAGAACUGUAAGUGGUUGUGUCUGAGUGCAGUUGUUCUAUACCGAUUCCUUUCUAGGAAGGCAAUUGUGACCUAUAAACUCGAGGCUGAUUCCCUUGGCGUGGGGUUUUAGCUUCAGGGUAAGUGCCCACAGCUACUGCCCGAGGGUGCAUUUAUUGCAGAUUUCUGCUGAAACCUUCCUGAAUUGUGAACACAUCCAUAUUAACUAUUGCUUCCUGGGCUAGUGGUGGGUGGUGAUUGCAGCGCUACAAGUGCGUAACCCGGGAGCUAUGGCUUACCACAAGAAAUAAUUGAUUCGAUCUGGCCCCUAACCCAGCAGCUAAAACUCUGUGGUAAGUCCUAUGGGUAAUUGAAUUGGCGCCUGGUGGCAUCUCAGACAUGAAAUACUAUGUAAGACUUACAGGUCUCUCAUCGAUGCCUGUAGAAUGUUGGUACCGAGCUGCUCGCAGUUACAGUGCACAUUGCUGCUUAGUGCCUAUGCUGCCAUAAUUCUUGGCUGCACCAAAAAUAUAUUCCAUUCGCAAGUGGACUAAGAAGAAACCUGAAGAUGGGUCUGUAUACAUAUACUGAGAGAGCACCUAUCACUGCUGUCUCCCACACAUUCCACAUCGCUGACUCCCAAGAUCUUCCUGUCCCCUAAUUCCUACCUCCUUGCUCAAGAUGGGAAAAUUAUAGCUAAAAUGUAACUUACAUGAUUGUCAAGAUCCCUCAUUCACACACCACAAAUCUAUGUUGAAAUAUCUGGAAUUGGUACUGUGCAUUUAUCUGAUUUUAGCUGAGCGUCAUUUGAUGUUCUCUUGUAAUGCUUCAGAAGCAGGCAAGAUACCAGGGCUGGAUGUAAUGCCGUUCUAGAUCGGCCAGCAUUCCGCACCUCCGGCCAACAUGCAUUACCGCCGGCCCCAGAUCUCUUCAAUGCCAAAUGUUGGAGUUUCUGCACAUGAGAUAUCUUAAAACCGCACUAAGCUAUGAUAGUCCCUUCAAUGUCUGUUCCUUGGUGUCCGCUCUCGGCUACCAGAAGGCAAUGUGAUCUAUUACUGCAGUCGCCACGUAUGGUCCAGUAGUGAGAGCAGCACUUUAUUCUAUUACAGCUUGUUUCCCAUCUGUGCUCAUGGUUACAGAAUUCCUCAGUCUAUUUAUUAUAUAUAUUCUCUAUACAAAGCCAUGUCAUAGGAUUGUUAGUGAGUGGCAUAAUAUAGGCCAGCAUUGCUCAUAUCACUACAGAUGUACACUGGUCGGAUGCUGCACCUGCCUGGAUGUGGUGAGAAAACCCCACUGAGACAUGGUCACACCGUGUUCUGUAAUGGAAUCUAUCUCUGGAUGUCCCCAGCUGCUCACCUGUCCAUGCUGCCUUUUACCUACAUCACAAGCAAUCUUAUUCAUUCAUCAUCUAGAAAAUGCUGAAUUCUAUUUUCUUGUUACUAUAGUCAAUGCCUUACUGAGCUGUUACAGAGGUCUUUGCACAUGUACUAUUUAUGAGGGGAAAACCAGUAAUAAAUAACUACCAUCCGCUGGUCAGUGCACUUAUAAGAUGUCUGGGAUCGGGCUGAGAGGUCUCAUUCUACAGCUGGAAAACAGUCUGUUUAUUCUUGUAUACAUGUAUUAUAUACAUGGGGAUUGUAUCCAUUUCUGACUCAGGGAGAAAAUCUGUCCGGGUUUGGCACUGAAUUUUAUACUGUGAAUGUGGAAAUGUCUUCUGCUGCAUUUAUUUCCUCUCUGCUUGUGCAUUUCAAUAAACAAUGUUCCAAUAA